Drosophila hydei is the source of this 1880-nucleotide messenger RNA. Its product is annotated as rho guanine nucleotide exchange factor 4-like. The transcript has 5 exons. Gene Ontology annotation, molecular function: guanyl-nucleotide exchange factor activity. NCBI's taxonomy places the organism in Eukaryota, Metazoa, Arthropoda, Insecta, Diptera, Drosophilidae. Gene Ontology annotation, cellular component: cytoplasm. Bases 245 to 1810 code for a protein of 521 amino acids. The record is from RefSeq and is a predicted model, not a curated record.
UUUAUAUUUCAAAUUUAAACCUUCGGAAAUCACUUGUCAAAAUUUGUGUUUAAAUUGUUUGAUCAAAUAUGUAAUAUAGCGGCCAACUGCAAGUGAAUUUAUGCCGAAGUGCUGCAGAUUCUCGCCACAACUGGUCCGCAAGAGCUGCAGCUAGAGCUGGAGCUGGAGCAGGACCGGGACGGCAUUAAAAUAUUUUACGAAUGCAGAAGAGGAUGCCAGUCUACUCGACCCUUUGGAUGUGAAGAUGUUACCGGUUGAGAAUUUUGAGUGUGUGUUGAGAGAAACCCAAACGCCUGAUGCCCAUGAUGAAUACAGUAGCAGAAAUGUGGACCCCAAAGACGGAAUGCUAAGCCAGACUAGCAGCAAUAAUGAAAUCCAUAACGCACAACCAUCAUCAGAAUCCGAAUUCCUCUUGCCACAGGACAAUAACGAUGAUGCGUUGCGGCAGGGAGCGAUGCGCGAAUUGCUUGAAGCUGAAAUCAAUUACGUGAAUGUUCUGUCUGCCGUGUGCGAUGGGUAUUUGCCAGUCAUGAGCAGUCGUAUGGACAUAUUCCCCAUGGAAAGCAUACAGCUUAUAUUUUCGAAUAUCACAUCCAUAUACAAGUUCCAGCAAGUCUUUUUAGAUGCAUUGCGGAAAGGCGUCGAGCAGAAUCAAGUAUCAAAAGUCUUUCUUAAUAUGCAUAAAGGAUUUCUAUGCUAUUCCGCGUAUUGUAAUGCAUACUCCCGUGCUGUGAUUGAGCUUGCAACUUAUGACAACAUCAAAGACGCGCGAAACGUGCUUGAAAGUUGUCAAGCAUCCAUAAAUGUGAGUCAAUUGCCUCUUUCGGCGCAUCUGCUGGCGCCCGUGCAACGCAUCUGUCGUUAUCCUCUCCAUUUGAAGAAUUUAAUGAAGCGUAACAGCACAUAUGAGUCGGGGAUGCAGUGUGAUCUGUUGAACUAUGAACAGCUCGAUGUGUUCCAGCAUCACGUACCUGAUACGCAAGCAACCGUUACUAUGGCGUUGCAGAAGAUGCGUGCUAUCAUAGAGGCUGUAAACGAGGGCAGACGCCACAGCGAGAUCAUUGCAGGCUAUCAGGCCAGCUUGCAAAAAUUUAAAGGACUUCAGCUUCAGCUGCUCAGCUCGCGAUUUUUCAUUCAAACGGACGCCACGCGCUUAAAGCACAACCUGUGGAACAGCAAGUACAUCCUGAUCCUCUUCGAUAGACAGCUGGUCUACUGUAAGCCAGAUUUCAUCAAGCGCAGGCAGUUUGUCUAUAAGGGUCGCCUCCUUUUGGACUGUUGCUCCAUUAUGAACAUGCGAGAUGGUAUCAAAAUCGGGUUGCACACAGUUAAAAAUGCAAUACGCAUAUACUGCAGAUCACGAAACAAAUGGUACGACUUUAGCUUUUCCUCUAUACUGCGUAAGUAUGUCUUUCUUAACUCGCUCGCCUUGGAGCGACAAUUUUGUGGCCAGGCGCUGAUUGUAUCAGAGCUGAAAGGGUUUGACUUCAACUACGAGCAACAGGUUAGCAAAUAUUGCGACCUAUUCGAGUGCGAUAUGUCUCAUUUCCCGAUUCAAUCUACGGAUCACUUCAUUGACAUGCUAUCCAAAAGUUCAGAACGGAACGAUGAAUUGGCCAGUACCAGCAGUGGCUCUGGGCUAGUGUUUAUGUCAAAUUCAACCAAAUUUCUCGAUCGUAUACCUUUCGGCAGCUGGUUUCGAAAGAUAAAAGAUUCCAAUACCAUGGCGAAUCGGUCAGCAAAACAAAGGGCAAACUAUGAUUCGAAAAUCACGCUUGCAGAAGAAGAGGCUGAUAUUUCUUUUGCUUAAUUAUUGUUUUAUACAUUAUUAAUUAUAUACAAAUAGAUAUGUUAUAUUAACCACAGUAUAUGUACACAAA